CAAUACCAAUUGGACGAUAUUUAUCAGUAACCGACUGUUGCAGCGUUUACACAAACACACAGAGUCGACAUGUCUACGACUGUCGUUCUCGGUUCGCAGUUUGGCGACGAGGGCAAGGGCAAGCUCGUCGACCUCCUGUCCGAAAAGUUCAAGAUCACUGCUCGCUCCGCUGGAGGUCACAAUGCCGGCCACACUAUCGUUGUCAACGGCAUCACGUACGACUUCCACAUCCUCCCCUCCGGUCUCGUCAACCCCGAGACUGUCAACCUUGUUGGUUCAGGAACUGUCGUCAGCGUUCCCCAGUUCUUCCACGAGCUCCAGCAGCUCGAGAAGCACAACCUCGGAUACAAGGACCGCAUCUUCAUCAGCGACCGCGCUCACGCCCUGUUCGAGCUCCACUCGCUCGUCGAUGGCCUCGAGGAGAUUGAGCUCGGCAAGGGCGCCGUUGGCACCACCAAGAAGGGCAUCGGCCCGUGCUACCAGACCAAGGCCGCUCGCUCCGGUAUCAGAAUCGGCGAGAUCUUCGACAAGGAGCACAUGGACAACAAGCUGAGAACCAUGGCCACCGCCUACCAGAAGCGCUACGGCGACCUUCUCAAGUACGACGUCGAGGCUGAGAUCAAGAGAUACGACGAAUGGCGUCCUCGCCUGGCCGAGUAUGUCAUCGACCAGGUUCCUCUUAUCCAGCAGGCCGAGGCCAGCAACACCCCCAUGCUCGUCGAGGGAGCCAACGCUCUUCUCCUCGAUGUCGACUGGGGUACCUACCCUAUGGUCACCUCCUCCAACACCGGUAUCGGUGGUGUCUUCACUGGUCUCGCCCUUUCGCCCUUCAAGCUCAAGGAGGUCAUCGGUGUCGUCAAGGCCUACCAGACCAGAGUCGGUGGUGGUCCUUUCCCCACCGAGCAGAUCAACGAGAUCGGCGAGAAGCUCCAGACCAUCGGACGUGAAGUCGGUGUCACCACUGGCCGCCGUCGUCGUUGCGGUUGGCUCGACCUUGUUCUCCUCAGAUACUCGGCCGCCAUCAACCACUACACUGCCUUCAACCUGACCAAGCUGGACAUUCUUGACGACUUUGACGAGAUCAAGAUUGCUGUCGGCUACAAGGUUGACGGCAAGGAGGUCCCCUCGUUCCCCGCCACCAUCGACGCUCUGUCCAAGGUUGAGCCUAUCUACGAGACCCUUCCCGGCUGGAAGACCAACAGCACCAACAUCAGCUCAUACGACGAUCUCCCCGAGAACGCCAGAAAAUACAUCGAAUUCAUCGAGAAGCAGACCGGCGUCCCUGUUAAGUGGAUCGGUACCGGUCCUGCCAGAGAGGCCAUGAUCUUCCGAUAGAGGGAAAACUGCUGGAAUGCUUUCCUUCUUAUUUUGUACAUCGUGGCAGAUGAGAACGUGCUCCCAGCAAAAUCUGAAAUUAUGGGAAUUGGCUUUCGUGAUCUGGUAUCAGGGAAUGAGAAAUGCUUUAAGGAAAAGUCAUUAUAGACACAAAUUCACAUAGAAGAAGCUCUACACAGAAGGGCUCUUGAAACAGCAAUGGGAAUGUUUUAUGCACAUG
Molecule: messenger RNA, 1555 nt
Organism: Aureobasidium pullulans EXF-150
Lineage: Eukaryota; Fungi; Ascomycota; Dothideomycetes; Dothideales; Saccotheciaceae
Product: Adenylosuccinate synthetase
Exons: 2
Coding region: 70-1335 (421 amino acids)
Biological process (GO): IMP metabolic process; 'de novo' AMP biosynthetic process
Cellular component (GO): cytoplasm
Molecular function (GO): GTP binding; adenylosuccinate synthase activity
Source: RefSeq, a predicted model, not a curated record